UCUUGUUCUUCCGUCCUUACUUCGAUCGAUGCUCGAACCUUGUCAUCAGGAAAAACGCGACAGAUCAUCUUCGUUUAUGAAUCGGUGUUUUAUUCCUCCAAGAAUGCAGUUUGGCCGUAAAUUUCCGGGUUGUUUGAGAGUGUAGCUCCAAUACUAACUCACCGUCGUACGGGAAUUGGAGUCGUUCUGAUAUGGUGGGCUUUACAGGGUCGCUAAAGUUGCGUAUUUAUGGAGCGAAGGAGUUGAAACCUUCCGCCAAAUACCAUUGGGGUGUGAAAUUAUCUGUAAUCAACCCUUAUUUGUUGGUCAAAGUGGACGAUGUUCAAAUAUAUCAGACUUCGUCCGGGACUAAAACUUCAACGCCAGUUUGGAACGCAAGCUGUGAUGCAAACAUCGAAAAUGGGCACAAACUAGAAUUCACUGUAUUCCACAAUUCGGUAAUGCCUCCUGAUCCAUUUAUUGCCAACAGCUCAGUGUUAUUUGAAGAAGUCAUCAAGACAGGGCUCUCGGAGUUCUGGAUUCCCCUGGAACCACAUGGCCAAGUUCAUGUAAACAUCGAACUUAAAACAGCCCAUCGUGUGUUUAAAGAAAACCCCGGUGGAAUAAACCGAAGAAGAGGGGCCAUGAGAAGAAAAAUUCAUCAAAUAAAUGGCCACAAAUUCAUGGCCACUUAUCUUCGCCAGCCAACGUUUUGUUCUCAUUGCAACGACUUUAUUUGUAUGCACAUGUGUUGUACAUAAGAGAUGCCAUACCAUGGUUGUUACAAAAUGUCCAGGAACACGACAAGACCCAAGCAGUGCAGAAGUAAUCUUUGGCAAUGGAUCAUUUCGAUUUAAGAUGGAUGUACCACAUAAGUUUGCCGAACACAACUAUAAGCGGCCAACAUUCUGUGAACUUUGUGGUUCUUUACUCUAUGGGUUACUUCGACAAGGAGUUCAGUGUUCAGCUUGCAAGAUGAACGUCCACAAAAGGUGCCAAAAUUUGGUUGCUAAUAACUGUGGUGUUAACCCUAAAGAAAUGGCCAAAACACUAGAAAUAAUGGGGUUGUCUGCAAAUGAAAUGCAUGUUCAAUCAGUUCAUAGCAAGAAAUCAUCAAUCACAUCGGUUCCCUCUGUUACUGGUUCAAACAUGAAUGCUGGUAAAGUCAUGCCAGGUAGAACACAGUCAAGUCCAGCAAUCGUUCAGCCCAGUGGAGACAAAAACGGUGAGCCUGGGAUGUUCCAUAUGCAAGAUCGCAAGACAUCACCCGGAGAAAGAAGAAGAAUCUUAAUCAGAAAAUUAGCAUUACGGGACUUUACUUUUUUAAGAGUUCUUGGUAAAGGCAGUUUUGGAAAGGUCUUACUAGCCGAGAGAAAAGGAAGUUCAGAAGUGUAUGCUAUCAAAAUUUUGAAGAAAGAAUCAGUUUUACAAGAUGAUGAUAUAGAAUGUACAAUGAUAGAAAGAAGGAUUCUGGCGCUAUCGGCUGGACAUCCAUUCCUCACGUCAUUACACUCGUCGUUCCAGACAGAGGCUAGACUGUUCUUUGUCAUGGAAUAUGUGAAUGGUGGUGAUUUAAUGUUCCAAAUACAAAAAGCAAGGAAAUUCGAUGAGAACAGAUCGAGGUUUUAUGCAGCGGAAGUAGUUCUUGCAUUACAGUUUCUCCACCAACAUGGAGUCAUUUACAGGGAUUUAAAACUAGAUAAUGUGUUACUAGAUGCCGAAGGUCAUGUUAAACUGGCUGACUUUGGAAUGUGUAAAGAAAACAUGGCUCCAGGCAAGACAACAACGACAUUCUGUGGUACACCAGAUUAUAUUGCACCGGAGAUAUUACAAGAGCUGCCGUACGGUUUCUCGGUUGAUUGGUGGGCCUUGGGUGUUCUUAUGUAUGAAAUGAUGGCUGGACAGCCUCCUUUCGAAGCAGAGAACGAAGAAGACUUAUUUGAAUCGAUUUUAAAAGAUGAUGUGUUAUAUCCGGUAUGGUUGACUAGAGAAGCUGUUUCAGUUCUAAAAGGGUUCAUGACGAAAAGUUUCCACAAGCGACUCGGCUGUGGCACGAUGGGUGAACAGAGCAUUAGAGAACAUCAGUUCUUCCGACCAAUUAACUGGGAGAAACUCGCAGCACGGCAGGUGGCGCCUCCGUUUAAACCUAAGAUCAAAUCUCGAACGGACGUCGGUAACUUUGACACAGACUUCACUCGAGAAGAACCUAGGCUGACACCAAUCGAUAAAAACGUUAUUACAAACAUCGACCAGAAGGAAUUCAAGGAUUUCUCUUAUGUUAAUUCGCGUUUCGUUUAGUGUAAUAUAGUAUGUCUUGAAUUUGACGCCAUGCAUUUACCCGUCAUGCUACGCAAUCUUCAUGUACAGAUAUGGUCAUGAAAAGCUGUUUAGAACCAAGUAAUCUGUAUUAUUCAUAUAUGGUCACGUGCCAUCUAGCUAAAACCACGUGGUCUUCACUGAAGUUAAUCUGAUUUGCACAGGCCCACGUGAUAAAGUUGUGUAUUUAAAUGUGGUCACGUAAGACUAUCAGAAUCACGUGGUCAUCUUCACGUGAUCAUAUGUGAACUGAACUUCUGUUUCACAGAAUAAGCCUUUAAAGCUGCAAGUCAAUUGCAAAUUGUUACUUUAACUGAUUCCCUUUAACAGAUUAUUUGUUCAGACGACUUGGCCAAACAUUAAUGAUCUAAUAUCAAGCAAUUUUUUUUACGACUAGGAUUCGAUUUUUUAUUUUUAUUUUGUAAAUGUUGUUUGCUUCUUUCACUCUAGUUCAUCUACUAUCUAAAUGACUUUCGUUAAAACAAAUCGGAGAUCAAAUCUAGAUAACAAAGUUGGCCUACCUGUAUUUUGCUUUGUAUUGAAGAAAGUACUAAUUAAAUUGGGCUGCCUUUGUUGUGUAAUUAUCGAGGAAGAUUCAACACCAAUACAAAGGUAACCCAAAGAUUUUCUUAACAAAGCAAAGGACCAACUUUCCGAGAAUGAAUACAACAUGACUGGCGAAUAUGUUUUCAAUCGUAUUUGUAAAUAAUCCACCUUAUUAUGCUAGAGUAACGAGUAUUUUUAGCGUUAAUUUAAUUUUCGACAAAUUUUCAGGCGUUUUUAUCUAAGGCAAAGAAUGUACAAUUCAAUAAUAUUAUUUUAUCGAGUAAUACAAUUAAUAGUUUAACGUUA
Molecule: messenger RNA, 3147 nt
Organism: Actinia tenebrosa (Australian red waratah sea anemone)
Lineage: Eukaryota; Metazoa; Cnidaria; Anthozoa; Actiniaria; Actiniidae
Product: calcium-independent protein kinase C
Biological process (GO): protein phosphorylation
Molecular function (GO): ATP binding; diacylglycerol-dependent serine/threonine kinase activity
Source: RefSeq, a predicted model, not a curated record